AUGCCGGAGGAGCCCCGGCCGCGCCCUCCGCCCUCGGGCUUCGCGGGUCUCCUGUUUCUGGCGUUGUGCAGUCGGGCCCUCAGCAAUGAGAUUCUGGGCCUGAAGCUGCCCGGCGAGCCGCCGCUGACCGCCAACACCGUAUGCUUGACGCUGUCGGGCCUGAGCAAACGGCAGCUAGGCCUGUGCCUGCGCAGCCCCGACGUGACGGCAUCCGCGCUUCAGGGCCUGCACAUCGCGGUCCACGAGUGUCAGCACCAGCUGCGCGACCAGCGCUGGAACUGCUCGGCGCUGGAGGGCGGCGGCCGCCUGCCGCACCACAGCGCCAUCCUCAAGCGCGGUUUCCGGGAGAGUGCUUUUUCCUUCUCCAUGCUGGCUGCAGGGGUCAUGCACGCGGUAGCCACGGCCUGCAGCCUGGGCAAGCUGGUGAGCUGCGGCUGCGGCUGGAAGGGCAGUGGUGAGCAGGAUCGGCUGAGGGCCAAACUACUGCAGCUGCAGGCACUGUCCCGGGGCAAGAGUUUCCCCCACUCCCUGCCCAGUCCUGGCCCUGGCUCAGGCCCCAGCCCUGGCCCCCAGGACACAUGGGAAUGGGGUGGCUGUAACCAUGACAUGGACUUUGGAGAGAAGUUCUCUCGGGAUUUCUUGGAUUCCAGGGAAGCUCCCCGGGACAUCCAGGCAAGAAUGCGAAUCCACAACAACAGGGUGGGGCGACAGGUGGUGACUGAAAACCUGAAGCGGAAAUGCAAGUGCCAUGGCACGUCGGGCAGUUGCCAGUUCAAGACCUGCUGGAGGGCGGCCCCAGAGUUCCGGGCAGUGGGGGCGGCGUUGAGGGAGCGGCUGGGUCGGGCCAUCUUCAUCGAUACCCACAACCGCAACUCCGGAGCCUUCCAGCCCCGCCUGCGUCCCCGUCGCCUCUCAGGAGAGCUGGUCUACUUUGAGAAGUCACCUGACUUCUGUGAGCGAGACCCUGCCGUGGGCUCCCCGGGCACUCGGGGCCGGGCCUGCAAUAAGACCAGCCGCCUGCUGGAUGGCUGUGGCAGCCUGUGCUGUGGCCGUGGGCACAACCUGCUCCGGCAGACACGAGUCGAGCGCUGUCAUUGCCGCUUCCACUGGUGCUGCUACGUGCUGUGUGAUGAGUGCAAGGUCACAGAGUGGGUCAACGUGUGUAAGUGAGGGCCAGCCUCGCCACAGCACUGGGGAAGGGGAGGGGCACCUUUUCAGCCUUUUGCUCUGAUUUCUGUCCAGGGUCAGUCCUGGCUCCUAGAAGCUCCAAGUAUCUACCUGGAAGCAGCUUGGGGGUGGUGGGGGUCAGGUAGAGUCUGUGAUGUGCAGCCUUCUCCCCCACAGUAGGAGGGCCUUGGAGGGAAAGCUGUCACCCCUCUUCUGCUCCUUAAACACCAGAAAUGAGCUAAGAUGAAAUGCACUGUAUUGCCUCCCUCUCCCCCACCCUGGGGUCCCUUUAGCUCUGGUUCCUCUUCCUUCUGGCUGGGGAGUCCCUGUAGUUUGACCACUCUUUCCCUUUGAGGGAUAGCCCCAGGCACUGUGUGGAGCUGUAAGACCUGUAUCCAGGGAGACCACUCAUUCCUACCUGCCAUUCCCAAACUCUUCUACAGUGAUCUGGGCCCACUCUUGUGGGGUAAUGGGAGAUGGUGGUAGAGAGGUUUUUCUUGGGGAAGAGACAGAGUGCCGGAGGGGGACCUCUCCCCUGAGUCCUCAGAGGGUUGUUUGUCUAGGUCCUUAGGGAAACUAUCCCUCCCCGCCGCCUUCAGAUGUUAAAGGGAAACCUCCAAAGGAAGAAUUUUACCUAAGACUCUCUGAGCCUUUUAUUCUUUCUUUAGCAGGAGGGAUGGGGAUGGAUAAUUUAUUGUACUGAGACUUGUUCUUGGUUUCUGUUUGUAACUAAAAUAAAUUAAGCUACUGGACCAGUGGAUGCAGGUGGUGAUAUUUCUGCCCACACUUGGGAUCCCAGUCCAUGGCUUCUUUUCCAGGUGAAUUCUACCCUCAUAUACUCAAUGA
Molecule: messenger RNA, 2013 nt
Organism: Panthera uncia (snow leopard)
Lineage: Eukaryota; Metazoa; Chordata; Mammalia; Carnivora; Felidae
Gene: WNT10B
Product: Wnt family member 10B
Exons: 4
Coding region: 1-1170 (389 amino acids)
Biological process (GO): neuron differentiation; canonical Wnt signaling pathway; multicellular organism development
Cellular component (GO): extracellular region
Molecular function (GO): cytokine activity; frizzled binding
Source: RefSeq, a predicted model, not a curated record